Molecule: messenger RNA, 640 nt
Organism: Drosophila takahashii
Lineage: Eukaryota; Metazoa; Arthropoda; Insecta; Diptera; Drosophilidae
Product: ATP synthase subunit C lysine N-methyltransferase
Biological process (GO): peptidyl-lysine trimethylation; positive regulation of proton-transporting ATP synthase activity, rotational mechanism; regulation of mitochondrial ATP synthesis coupled proton transport
Cellular component (GO): mitochondrion
Molecular function (GO): protein-lysine N-methyltransferase activity
Source: RefSeq, a predicted model, not a curated record
ACACUGCCCGAUUUUGUAAACAACAUUUUGGCCGGUUGAAAUGGAACUCCUGAAUGAAGAUGCACCAAAACCAAGGAGUGGCAUGUCCACGGGAGGCAAGAUCCUGAUAGCGGCCACCGGAGGAGUGGCCGUCGGCCUGUCCAUUGUGUGCGCCUCCUUUGUGGCGCCCGCCUUUCGGAGGAUCUGUUUGCCUUAUGUGCCGGCGACCACCGAGCAAAUACAGAAUGUCCUGAGCUUCCUGCCCAGAAAUGCAGGCGGAAAACUGCUGGACAUUGGCUCCGGAGACGGCCGCAUCGUGGUGGCGGCGGCCCAGCACCACAAGGCUUUGAAGACGGACGGCGUGGAGCUGAAUCCCUGGCUGGUCUACUACUCCCGCCUGGCUGCUCUCCGCCACGGGGUCUCCAAGCAGACGAGGUUCUUCCGGCGGGAUCUCUGGAAAUUCGACAUCAAGGACUACAACUUUGUGGUCAUCUUCGGCGUGGAGCAGAUGAUGCAGGAUUUGGAACACAAGCUGAUUGCCGAGUGCCCGCACAACACCAAGAUCAUCGCCUGCCGCUUCCCACUGCCCAGCUUGGAGCACGCGAAGAUCAUCGAGGACGGAGUAAACACCGUGUGGUUCUACGACCUCAACAAAAGCUAG